Messenger RNA from Symbiodinium natans, 1107 nucleotides. NCBI's taxonomy places the organism in Eukaryota, Dinophyceae, Suessiales, Symbiodiniaceae. The record is from the annotation of a GenBank genome assembly.
AUGCUCGAAGCCCAAAAUCGCAUUCCGCAGGCCUCCACCUUGCCAAGUGAGCUGCGCCAACACUUUGAGGACAUAUCUACCAAGCUGGCAUUGUCUUCAACCGAGACAAGCGAAGUCGAACAGCUGAUUGAUUUUCUUAACGAGCAUGUCCGUCCCAGUCUUCCUGGUAAGUCCCUGCAAUUCAAUAGGUUCCAACUCGCCGGUUCUGUCGCAUCGCGUUGUGCCAUAUAUCCCCGCUACGAUGUUGACAUUUGUUGCCUGUGGGAAGCUUCGCGUGAGAAAGUUGAGAACGAGCACCUUCAAGAUGCUAUGCAAGUCGCUUUUGAUGGGGCGCGGGAGGCACUGAAGCAGAUCGGAUUCCACCUGUUCUAUAAGAACCGCAUCGGUGGUGACAACACCUGCACAUUCAAGUGGGGAUUGCAUGGACGCUGGAAGCAUGUAGAUGUGGAUAUUGUGAUAGGUCAGCCACUUAAUAUAUACCCGAUGUCCCUGUACCAUGUACUUGCGCCACAAUACACGAAGUGGCAAACGUAUUUGGGACCCAUGCCACAGUUUCAGAUGGGUAACGGCUACAGGGAGAUAAGCACUACGAGCGGCUAUCGAAGCACCCAUGAGCGUUUCUCUGUCGCCAUUGCAUGCGAGGCUCGACAAAGUGAUCUUAUUGCUCAAGGGGCAAUUCGAAUAUUGAAAUAUUGGCUGCUGUGUAUUAAAGUGCAGGCUGGCGUUGGCCAAUUGAUGGACAGCCAGUACCUGUGGAGCAAGCUGUGCUCCAGUUGGAUACGCAUUUUCUCAAGCGAAGCCCAUUCUGUGCCACGGGCCGAGGACAUGAUUGCUGGAAUUGUCACCUGGAAGAGAGAGAGCGCAAAGUGCCUGGAUUUGCAUUGGCUUUGCUCGUGGAGGCUUUUUGUGAGGAGAGGUAUUUCCCCAGCAUCGCUGACUUGGUGCUCCACACGUGGACUUUCCUGGCGAAUACGGACCCGGCAAAUCGUUAUGUUGUUCGAGCUCGUGGUGGCACUCCAUACGUGGAUGUCAUGCACGAUUACAAACGCUUUCCUGAUUAUAAUCUUUGCAUCAUGCAGCCAGAUAAGAAUCAGAAUGUACUCAUAG